AUGGCUUCCAUCUUCACAUACCAAGAUGAGCCUGCCCGAAUACAUUCUCCGUGGUCGACACCAGGAACCUCAACCCCUCAGCAACUUCACUCGCUUGACAAUCCUUCUGGUGGAAGCCAUCAUAUCACACAUGGUCUCAUGAAGCUGGAACCAGAACGCCAGGAUGGUCCUACCGAGUACAAGCUUCACCUCCUCCUUCGUCCUCGACGGAAAUUCCUCUCCGCAACGACAACAUGCUCCGUCUAUGGGUCACAACCCUAUACCACCCCAGUCCAAUCUGCUGUUGUAUCAAGUCGCUCCCCUGGUGACUCUUUGCUAGAUCGCCCUACAUCGCAACCUUCCGCACAGGCUCGUCAAAACAGACUACAACAACUGACUACACAACUGCUCUGGAGGCUACAGCAGUCUUCGCCCUUUCAUUCUUCGUCGAACGCAGAUUUGGUCUUACCGCUACUUCCUGAAGCGACGCCCAAGUUGGGAGUUCCGGAGCGGCCAGCAAAACUCCUCCCCGGUCUCGAGGAAAGCCAAGGCGCCCUCUAUGAAAUAGGAGUGGCUGAUGAUGGCAUGCUGGCAGGCUUAGUCGAAGAUGAGCUGCAAGAGAGUUUGACCAAUUUAAAGGCCAUGGCCGCAAGCCUCGGCUGCACCACCAAUAUACUUCGAAAAGUUCCCGUAGGAACGUGUGAAUGGGUAGAAAGUGGCAGCGAAACUGGCCACGCGCAAACGCGCAAAGACGCACUCUGGGUUGCUGAAGUGCUGGUCUACCCAGACUCACGAGGCUCGGCAGACGCCGACAUUCCAAGAACAACACUCGAUAUGCCAGCCGGAUCCUCGGAAUCGGAGGAUGGGUCGGAUUUGGCCGACCACGCUUCGACUGAUCAGAUUCGAGUGACCCUAGUGGGAGCUACAGCCGCCGGAAAGUCUUCCCUCCUAGGGACCUUGUCAACCUCUACUCUAGACAAUGGACGAGGCAAAAGCCGGCUGUCCCUGCUCAAACACCGACACGAGAUCGCUUCGGGAAUCACAAGUUCGGUUGCGCACGAACUCAUAGGUUACUGGGAGGCUCGACACCCUCCAAAUACUGUCAUCAACUAUGCGUCAGGUAAUGUUUCCUCUUGGCUAGACAUCCACAACCUGGCUAAGCGCCUUGUCUUGCUUUCCGACUCUCCUGGUCUCCCCAAGUUUUCAAAGUCAGCUUUCCGAAGUCUAAUAUCAUGGAGGCCUUCUUGGACUAUACUGUGCGUUGCAGCAAACGACAGCGACGAGGCAAUAGGCCGAAGUCCCGCAAUGGAUCCGCAGUCGUAUGCUAAUAACGGAAUCGGCGAGAGUGGGGAUCUCUCACUCUCGUAUCUGGACUUAUGUCUGCGAUUACAAGUGCCAUUGAUGGUGGUCAUCACCAAAAUGGACAUUGCAACCAAGGCAGGACUGCGACUGGUGCUUGCUAGAAUUCUUUCCGCUGUCAAAGCCGCUGGUAGGAAACCUGUCAUGCUCAGCAAUAUGCCCGGCCCUGUGUCUACUCCAGAACAGGGAGUCGCCCUCUCGGAACUCCAGACCAUCUACGAAAGGGAUCAGACGGAGGUUGAACGACUUGUUGAGUCGAUGCAAAGUGACCCUGGGCAGGGGACUGUCCCAAUCCUAAUGACUUCGGCCGUCACAGGACUCGGCAUAAGCAAAUUGCACGCAUUGUUUCGGACCAUUCCCGCAGUCUGUAAGCCACGACAAUCUCCGUGGCCUGGACCCGCGGUGAGUUCUUCGCUUUUCCAUGUCGAUGAGGUUUUCAGCAUCCCCCCAUCGCGCGUUUAUACCUUGGAUACCGAACCCCAACUCGCAAAACAGGGCAUUGUGCUUUGUGGACAUCUCUCUUACGGUCUGUUGUCAGUUGGCGAUACUAUGCUUCUAGGUCCUUUCAAUCUGGACACCGAUGGCUUAUCUAACCCUAUCUCUCCGUCCGUCUUGAGAGCCAAUUCUUAUGCUGCUGCUGAGUCGUCAUACGCAGAGGGAUCAUCAAGUGUUCUCGCGCGUUCUUAUCAGGGAGAGGCGCCACAGCAGCCGACUCGAAAGUAUCUGCCUUCGGCGAUAUUUCUCCGAGUCCGCAUCGUGUCCCUUCGUACUUUACGACUUCCUGUGAUGCGCAUGCACAAUCAAGAAACAGGCACCAUUGGUGUCGAACCUCUGGACGGUGAACACACGACGGUAGCGCUCGGUAGGGCUCGCAAGGGUAUGGUUCUUACCGACAUCAACCAACAUCUCGCUGGGUAUCGUUCAUUUUCUGCGAGGUUUCCUACUUCAGACUUUGCACAGACAACUUCGCCGGUUUUGAUACUAGGAGGUCAUGCGAUCGUAUACAUCAACAGUGUUCGUGCUGCAGCCAAAGUAACGGCGGUGGCGCUCGAUGAGGAUGAGCAGUCGGGAAAAUAUACGUCUGCAGCAUCUUCCCGAGACGACGCAGAGCUUUUCCGUUUAGAUAUUGAUGACGACGUCGAGGGGGGAUUUGGAGACGGCGACGGCGACAGGGGCAAGCCCAGUAACGAGAGGAGGGAAAUCAGAGUGUCUUUUCGUUUUGGCAGUACGAUCGAGUGGAUGGAAGUGGGCGACCAGGUAGUUGUCGUUCCUACUAUGACGGCGACUGGGCCUGUGACCGGCCCAGCACCGAUUGCCAACACGGGCGGCUUGUCUGGGUUUGUUGGAACAGUUUGUGAGGUGUUUAGUUGA
Fonsecaea multimorphosa CBS 102226 is the source of this 2709-nucleotide messenger RNA. RefSeq lists its product as uncharacterized. Gene Ontology annotation, molecular function: GTP binding; translation elongation factor activity; GTPase activity. Lineage: Eukaryota; Fungi; Ascomycota; Eurotiomycetes; Chaetothyriales; Herpotrichiellaceae. The record is from RefSeq and is a predicted model, not a curated record. Gene Ontology annotation, biological process: translational elongation. The coding region runs from base 1 to 2709 and encodes 902 amino acids. The transcript has a single exon.